Molecule: messenger RNA, 1113 nt
Organism: Aspergillus calidoustus
Lineage: Eukaryota; Fungi; Ascomycota; Eurotiomycetes; Eurotiales; Aspergillaceae
Source: the annotation of a GenBank genome assembly
AUGGAGCUCCAAAAUUCUCCUACAAGGGCGUCAACAGCCCUGUCGCCUACUGCGACAAUUCAUAACCAAGAACCAAAGCUCCAACUCCCAUCCACGACCGACCCUCCAGGGCCUCAGAACCCGCCGAAACCCCUCGUCUGGCUGAUCUUCGGUGCAACAGGCCACAUGGGUCGCUCACUCGUCAAAACCGCCCUGUCUCGCGAUGACCUGGUGGCAGCCGUCGGCCGCACCUUCGAAACAAGUCCACAAGCCAUGCAAAAGCUCGAGGCCGAGCACGAAAACUGCCUGGGACUGCUCUGCGAUGUGCGCGCUCGCGAAACGGUUCAACAAGUCAUUGACCGCACAAUCGAGCGCUUCGGGCGCAUCGACAUCAUCGCCAACUGCGCCGGCUACGGCGUCAUUGGCUCUUGCGAAGACCAAGACGAGUACGACAUCCGCGACCAGUUCGAGACGAAUUUUACGGGGACGCUGAAUAUGAUUCAACUCUCGCUGCCACAUUUCCGCGAGCGUCGGUCAGGGCGAUAUCUCAUCUUCAGUUCGACCUCUGGCGCACUGGGUGUUCCGGGGUUGGGUCCGUAUUGUGCCUCAAAAUAUGCCGUCGAGGGUCUGAUGGAGAGCAUGCUCUACGAAGUCGACAGCUUCAACAUCAAGACCACCCUCGUGGAACCUGGCCACAUGCGUCGUGACGACGUCGGUGAUCUCGUCUCUGCGGAGCCCUUCCCGAGCGCCGAUAGCGUGCAUAACCUGUCCUCUCCGCUACCGCUAUAUGGCCACUUCCUCGUCAAGCCACCAAGCGAACCGUACAACACGCCAACGGCCCCUGCAGCGCAUGCGAAGCGCAUGCUGAUGUGGCUAGGCGACAAGCAGCCCGCUAGCGCGGUCAAGGCGGCGCAUUUGGUCUGGCAGCUGGGUCAUUGCUCGUAUCCGCCGCUGAGGCUUAUCUUGGGGACGUAUGCCGUGGAGAGUAUUCGAGAUCGGCUCAAGUGUAUCAUUGAGGAGAUCGAGGAUUGGAAGUACCUUAGUUUUCCGACAGGGGAGCAGUCGGCUGCCGCUGGUACUGGGAUGCAGCAGGCGAGUCAGCCUGCGUCGAGUAUGCAGGAGCAGGAAGGAUAG